GGCAGCUUUUUGUUUUUAAAGACGAUGCCAACAUUACUUCGUUCGUACCUUGCUAUUUAUCUGGAUGUUUGGAUGUUUGGACGUUUGUUUGUGUUUGUUUGUUUGUGUCUGGCUUGUUGUGUUGUUGGUUGUGUGUCUGGUUGUGUCUGGUUGUAUGUCCCUAGGAGUAGGAGUAGGAGUAGGGGGCUGCUGCUGUAAUGUGUGUAUAUAGAGAGAGAAAUGAGAAGUAGUUUGGGUUUGAGUUGGCACUAAUAAUGCUCGUGCUUAUAUUCAUACUAUACUCAUACUCAUACUCAUAUCUGCUAAUUAUCUAUCUAUACCUACCCACCUUAACUAAGGCUUUCAUUCAUCCCUCAUUGAUCAUAAUCCGCCCUCUUCUACUCUACGUAAACCUUGCCACGUCGUGUCACAGACGCGUAACUAACCAGACCAUAACCUCAGCUCGGCUCAAUGCAGCUCAGCCCAGCGCGACGCAGCUCAGCUCAGCGCAGCACAGGCACGCGUGUCCCGGAGCGCUCAUUGGCGCUCGCCGUGUGGCACCGCGGCAUAGUGUUAGGUCUCUUUUUCUCCCUCCCUCCCUCUCUCUCUCUCUCUCUCUCUCUCUCGCACUCUGAGUGAGUGAGUGCGGCACAAGCCCUGCGCCGCCUCGC
This is a messenger RNA of Aplosporella prunicola CBS 121167, 650 nucleotides long. RefSeq lists its product as uncharacterized. The transcript has a single exon. The coding region runs from base 255 to 614 and encodes 119 amino acids. The record is from RefSeq and is a predicted model, not a curated record. Lineage: Eukaryota; Fungi; Ascomycota; Dothideomycetes; Botryosphaeriales; Aplosporellaceae.